AUGUCUUCAAUCAGAAAGCUCCUGUCUGCUCUGUUGCUUGUCCCUGCGGCCUUUGCAGAGGAUGUUCUCAUCAGCCGGCGCCAUGACUUGCACCAGAAGAGGAGCGGCUAUGGUAACUUCGAAAUUUCGAUUUACCACAUCAACGAUGUCCACGCCCACCUCGACCAAUUCUCAUCGUCAGGGACUGACUGCACACGGCCGGAAAGGGGCUGCUUUGGCGGUUACUCACGUGUCAAGACGGUUCUGAACUCGACCCGGCCGUCUAAGGAGAACAGCCUGUUCCUGAACGCGGGAGACGAAUUCCAAGGCACGCUAUUCUACAACUUCUACAAGGGCUGGAGGACCGCAGACACCCUCAACCAACUUGGAGUGAACGCAAUGACCUUGGGCAACCACGAGUUUGACGGUGGCGACGAUGAGCUGGCCGCUUUCAUCAACAACAUCACGUUUCCCAUCCUGGCGGCAAAUCUCAAGAGCACCAACCCAACUCUGAACAGCUCCGUAAAGCCAUAUGUCAUCUUCGAGCAAUAUGACAUGGCUGUGAUCGGAGUCAUCACCCCCGAGACAAGCCGCCUCAGCAACCCCGGAAAUGGCACGACAUUCACCGACCCGGUUGUCGCUGUGCAAGCCGCCGUUGACGAGAUCAAGGCCACGACAGACAUCAACAGGAUCGUUGCUCUGACACACAUUGGCUACACUGAGGACAUCAAGCUUGCAGAGCAGACCACCGGCCUCUCCCUCAUCAUCGGCGGGCACUCCCACACCCCACUGGGCAACAUCACCGGCAGCCAGGGGUCCUACCCAACGAUAGCGAACAACACGGCCGGCGAGGAGGUCUUCAUCGUGACCGCCUACCGCUGGGGCGAGUACCUCGGGUACAUCGACCUGGUGUACGACACGGCCGGGCGCGUCCUCGAGUACCGCGGCGCGCCGAUCCACCUGACGAACCAGACGAGGCAGGACCCGGCCCUGCAGGCGCAGGUUGACGCGUGGCGCGAGCCGUUCCAGGAGUUCGCCAACGAGGUCGUCGGCGAGUCGGCCGUCGAGCUGGUGCAGGAGACGUGCCAGGCCGAGGAGUGCACGCUCGGCGACCUCAUGGCGGACGCCAUCGUCGCGUACCGGCCAGAGGCCGACCUUGCCAUCAUCAACGCGGGCGGGGUCCGGGCUUCCAUCGACGUUGGCCCUAUCACGCGGGGCGAGAUCCUGACGUCCUUCCCGUUCGGCAACGCGAUCGUCGAGCUCACGCUCUCCGGCCAGCAGGUCUGGGACGUGCUGGAGGGCACCGUGUCGCAUGUCAACCAGGCCAGCGGCCGGGCGGUGACGAGCUUCUUGCAGAUUAGCAGUGGCCUCCGGAUCGUGUACGACCCCGCGGGUCAGGUUGGGAGCAGGCUUGCGAACGUGACGGUUAAGGAUGCGCCUAUCGACUUGGCUGGGAGUUAUCAGGUAGCCACGCUGGAUUAUCUGGCUGGCGGAGGUGAUAACUUCUUCGAGGCGACUACGGAUUACAUCACGCUUGACUUGCAGGCGGACGUCCUGCUUGCAUACCUGGCGAGUGUUAACCCAGUCGAGAUUGCACUGGAUGGGAGGAUUUCCACUGUGCAGCCGAGCACCCGGGUGAGGAGGAGGAUGCUCAGCGGGCUCCUCGUCUUUAGGGUUGCCGUACAAGUGGCCGGAGUGUCUGACACAUGA
This is a messenger RNA of Diaporthe citri, 1689 nucleotides long. RefSeq lists its product as uncharacterized. The record is from RefSeq and is a predicted model, not a curated record. Lineage: Eukaryota; Fungi; Ascomycota; Sordariomycetes; Diaporthales; Diaporthaceae. The transcript has a single exon. Bases 1 to 1689 code for a protein of 562 amino acids. Gene Ontology annotation, biological process: nucleotide catabolic process. Gene Ontology annotation, molecular function: hydrolase activity.